Messenger RNA from Rubroshorea leprosula, 2255 nucleotides. The record is from the annotation of a GenBank genome assembly. Lineage: Eukaryota; Viridiplantae; Streptophyta; Magnoliopsida; Malvales; Dipterocarpaceae.
UCUACAAAGGCUACAACUCCCUCUAAACAAAAUUAGCCCAAGUAUCAGCUUAAGCCCAAAAUCCGAAACCGGAAAUGAUCCCUUCUCUCUCUUUUAUCUUGUAAAACCCUUCAUCCGAAGAACUCUAAAACCCCAUUUCCGAUCCGACGGAACCUCCGCAUCUCCUCCAUGGCCGUCUCCAAAUCCACUUUCCUCUCCCACCUCAGAACCCUAGCCCAACUCCACGUCCACGGCCACCGGCGCCGCCAACUGCUUCCUUCCUUUGUCACUCUUCGAGACCUUUCUUUUUCCACCCCUGAAGAAGCAGCAGCGGAGCGCCGCCGCCGCAAACGCCGCCUCCGCAUCGAGCCUCCGCUCUCCUCCCUCAAUCGCUCUCAGCAACCCACCCAACCCAAACCCAUCCAGAAUCCUAAUGCCCCCAAAAUACCCGAGCCGGUAUCGGCGCUUUCUGGCAAUCGACUCAACCUCCACAACAAGAUCCUGACCCUCAUUCGUCAGAACGAUCUCGAAGAGGCGGCGCUCUUCACUCGACACUCCAUCUACUCCAAUUGCCGCCCCACGAUUUACACCGUCAAUGCUGUCCUCAACGCGCAGCUCCGCCAAUCAAAAUACUCUGACCUCCUCUCCCUCCAUCGAUUCAUUACGCAAGCUGGCGUCGCUCCCAAUGUCAUCACCUAUAACCUGAUUUUUCAGACCUAUCUCGACUGUCGAAAACCGGAUACUGCUAUGGAGCAUUACAAGCAGUUCAUCAAUGACUCGCCAGUCAAUCCCUCCCCUACAACUUACAGAAUUUUGGUGAAGGGGUUGGUGGAUAAUGGGAAGUUAGAGAGGGCCAUGGAGUUGUUGCAGGAUAUGGGUGAGAAGGUUUUGGAUGCGGACCCAGUUGCGUAUAGUUAUUUGAUGUUGGGUGCUGCUAGGAAUGGGGAUGCAGAUGAGAUUUUUAGGCUUUAUGAGGAGUUGAAGGAGAAGAAAGGUGGGUUUGUCCAUGAUGGGGUGGUCUAUGGGAGCUUGAUGAAGGGGCAUUUCAUGAGAGGGAUGGAGAAAGAGGCUAUGGAAUGUUAUGACGAGGCUUGUGGGGAGAAUUCAAAGGUGAAAAUGAGUGCUGUUGCUUACAAUUCAGUGGUCGAUGCCUUGAGCAAGAAUGGAAAGUUUGAUGAAGCUUUGAGGCUGUUUGAUAGGAUGAGGAAUGAGCAUAAUCCGCCUAGGCGAUUGGCUGUGAAUUUGGGGAGCUUUAAUGUGAUUGCUGAUGGAUAUUGUGCGGAAGGGAGGUUUAAGGAUGCCAUUGAGGUUUUUAGGAAGAUGGGUGAUUAUAGGUGCAGUCCAGAUACUUUGUCUUUCAAUAAUUUGAUUGAUCAGUUGUGCAAAAACGGGUUGCUGGUUGAAGCUGAAGAGCUUUACGGAGAAAUGGGUGAUAAGGGUGUGAAUCCUGAUGAAUAUACUUAUGCUCUGUUGAUGGAUGCAUGCUUUAAGGUGGAGAGGAUUGAUGAUGGGGCUGCAUAUUUUAGAAAGAUGGUAGAAUCAGGUCUGAGGCCAAACUUGGCGGUUUACAAUAGACUGGUUGAUGAGUUGGUUAAAGUGGGCAAGAUUGACGAGGCAAAAUCAUUCUACGAUAUGAUGGUGAAGAAGCUCAAGAUGGAUGAUGCAAGCUAUAAGUUUAUGACGAAGACGCUGAGUGACGUGGGGAGAUUAGAUGAUGUUCUAAAAAUGGUUGAUGGGAUAUUGGAUGAAGGAGCUGAAUUCAGUGAGGAAUUGCAGGAGUUUGUUAAAGAGGAAUUGGGAAAGGAAGGAAGAGCAGAAGACUUGACGAAGCUUAUGGAGGAUAAAGAGAGGCAGAAGGCUGAAGCUAAGGCCAGAGAGGCUGAGGCAGCUGAAGCAGCCAAGAAGAGUGCAAGAGCUGCUGUUGCUACCUUGCUCCCCUCUAAGUUGUUUGGAAAUAAGGAGGUUAAAUCAGAAUCCCCUUUGGCCUCAGGGAGUGCCGUUGAUGAUGCCUCUGCAAAUGAAGCAACUGCUAAUAAGGAAGCUGUUGAGGAAGCUACUGUUGUAGAAUCUGCCACUGCUGAUUCAAACUCAGUCGAGGAUACAAUCAAGAGUGAGCAUUCUGAUGAAACAGAAUCUGAAAAUAAUGACAAGGUAGCUGCUUGAGAAUUGAAGUAUUGUCCUUUUUCUUUUUAUCAUUGAAAUAGUAUUCAUGUUUUCCUGUUAAAUGCUAGCAUGUUCUUACAAUUUCAAUUCUAGAACAAAUGAUUCAAUUUUUU